AUGGCUAUCCCAGUUGUUGAUUUCUCCAAGGUUGGCAAUGGUGCUAGCUCUGAGGAAAGGGCUGCAACCAUGGCUCUCAUUGCCAAGUACUGCGAGGAGUGGGGCUUCUUUCAGCUGGCCAACCAUGGAAUCUCGGAGGAGCUCCUUGAAAGGGUGAAGAAGGUUUGCACAGAGUUCUUCAAGCUGGAAAGGGAGCAAAAUUUCAAGCAAUCACCAUUGUUCAAAUCCUUGAGUGAUUUGCCUGAUGGCCAAAUGCUGGAGAAUGUUGACUGGGAAGAUGUCAUCACACUUCUUGACCACAAUGAAUGGCCUUCACAUACCCCUGGAUUCAAGGAGACAAUGACAGAGUACAGGGCAGAGCUGAGGAAACUUGCAGAUCAAGUAAUGGAAGUGAUGGACGAGAACUUAGGGCUACCAAAAGGGUACAUCAAGAAUGCAUUCAACAGUGGUAAUGGAGAAGAAGAAGAAGCAUUCUUUGGUACAAAAGUGAGCCACUACCCACCCUGCCCCAAGCCAGAGCAGGUGACCGGGCUGAGGGCCCACACCGAUGCAGGCGGGGUUGUGAUGCUGUUCCAGGACGACGUCGUUGGAGGGCUCGAGGUGCUGAAGGACGGGGAGUGGUUCGAUGUGCAGCCAAUGAAGAACAGCAUUGUGAUCAACACCGGGGAUCAGAUUGAGGUGCUGAGCAAUGGCAGGUACAAGAGCGCCUGGCAUCGUGUUCAGGCGAAGCCCGAUGGCAACAGGAGGUCGAUCGCCUCGUUCUACAAUCCGUCGAUGAAAGCCACCAUUGCUCCAGCUCCACAGCUUGUUGGGGAGGAGGAGGGAGUUGAGGGUUUUGGGUACCCUAAGUUUGUGUUUGGGGAUUAUAUGUCUGUUUAUGCAGAGCAGAAGUUUGAACCCAAGGAGCCAAGGUUUCAGGCUGUGAGGGCCAUGUGA
Molecule: messenger RNA, 936 nt
Organism: Linum tenue
Lineage: Eukaryota; Viridiplantae; Streptophyta; Magnoliopsida; Malpighiales; Linaceae
Source: the annotation of a GenBank genome assembly